GAAUCAACUUAGAAUCAACUGUUAGUACUCAAGUAGACUAGGAAGACAACUAUUUUUUCUUGCUUAUCAGGGCCGCGAGUUUCCGAAGGUCAGAUUUACGUUCGUUCGGGUUCAAGAAAGGCUUUCCAAAUGCCAGCUAUUUUCUUUUUCUUUUCUUUCCCUUUAUUUUCUGGAAUCAUCAAGGACCCAGCAUCUAGCUUCAGUAAUCAGCUUCAUCUUUCUGUGUUCCGGACAAUUCAGUCCAAGCGUGGCUUUCUGCGUUUAGCUACCCGUUACAUUUAAUUGAGAGCGUCUGACGUACUCAAUAUAUUUGUAAUAGACGGAAGCUAAAUCCCGACGUCUAGAACCUCGGUAGAGCAAAGGAACCUAAAAGGUUCUAAUGACUGCAGGUGUUUUUCAGUCUUCCACAAUGCAACGCUGAUUAAUGAGUUAUCUAAUUAGUGAUUUGGUCCUGCUGUCUAGUAUAAUUGGAACUCUAGCAACCCCCAAAAGAAAACUAACACAUACAACCACUUCAGCCUUGAGACUCUUCCUUCGCCUAUUUCGUUUAAGAAUGGAGUUCUUCAGAACACCAAUGGCAUAGAAGCUAUCAAGUAUCUUCUUGUUCGUGGUUGUUGACACAAUUUGGUUGUCUUGUAGGAUGCAUUGAUUAUUUAACAACUUUAAUAUCCAAUCAAGACUGUCUUGCAACUGAAGGUUUACAUAUGAAACAACGGCCUCCAUUGUUCAAGGAUUACUUACAGAUUCACGUCUUUGAAUUGAUCUAAACUCGAAGCAUAAUCAUUAUGGUGUUUAUCGCUUUUCGAAUUCUUCUGUCAGUAGUUUAAACUAGAAGCUUAAGCUGACAUUUUCUUGAGGUUUCGACAACUUUUGAUUCUCCUGUAUUUUGGGAAGCGCUUGGUUUUUCUAUCCUUCCAUCGAUGGAUGUAAAUAAUACCACGAUGGAGAGCUACAUAAUCAUUAGUAAUCGGUUCAAAAUACCUUUGUUUUGUAUCUUGGUAUUAGAGUUGUCAGUUGGUUUUAUGUCUUGUGCAAGUGUUAUAUGGAUUUACUGGAAGAAACGGCAUAUCCGAACAGCAGCAAACUUCUUCAUCACAAAUCUUGCGGUGGUGGACGCUCUGAUCAGUGUCUUUGGAAUAUCCUUUACAAUCGCUCGUCUUGGUUUAUUUCCUCUGCAUUCACAGUUAUUUUGUCUUUCUCACGAAGGGAUAACGUCCGCCUUGAGGAAUGCUUCAGUAGCGACAUUGUUAUUGAUCAGUUAUGACCGAUACGAAUCGAUUACCAAUCCAUUUAGGCUUCGGAUAAAUUUUAAAAAGGCAAAACGUGCUUUGUUUUUCCUUUGGUUGUUUGCCGGUAUUAGCUUUACUUUGCCGUUCAUCGAAUAUGGCGUUAAAAAAGACAACAUUCAUCCAUUGCAAUCCUGCGUCUACUUUUUCAGCAAAACAUCCUCAAGUUACAGAAUUCGACUUUACUAUUUCCCAGUAUUUUUUAUUGCAACGAUAAUAACUUUGCCGUGCUACUGGAGAAUUUCAAAAGCAGCUUUAUCAAGGAUUCAUCAUAUUCAAUCUAUUGUGGUAAAGACAUCCUUAGUGAUACCAAUGGGACCUAGUUUGGAUAGACGGAGAGAAACGACACAUCUAAGACAAAAGGAAUGGAAAGUUGCAAAGAUGACUGGGGCAAUAAUGUGUUCCGUGUGCAUCCUAUGGUUCCCUUACAUGAUAUUUACAUUUAUUCUGAGCUUCCGUACGCCAAACUCAACUCUAGCUAAAUUGGAGUACAUUUUUCUAGUACUAGGAUAUUUAAACUGUACUUUGAAUCCACUUCUCUACGCCUUCACUAAACAGAAAUUCAGAAAUGCCUUCUUGCGAACUUUGCCAAAAUUUGGGAAAUGGAAGAACACAUAGAAGAAGUUCCAAUGCUGAAAGGAGCUGUUUGUUGAAUGUUCUUCAAAUAGUGUGACAGAAUGACAUACGUAAAGGCUUAUUAAGCAAACAAAGGCGUCUCUAUGUAUUUGAUAUUACAAGUUUUCGUUAUUAUUUGUGGCGUGUGCUUGAAUUUUCCUGUUAAGGGAAAACUAAUUGUCGCUAGUUUCCUCUGUAAUUUAACUCAAAAAACUAAGCGAGAAUUCGCUUCAUUCAAUCAAAUCAGACGGACUGUUGUUUUUUUUUUAAAGAUUAUCGCAUCGUGAAUACAGUUUUUUGUACAGUACGCGCAUUUGCCUUUGAUCGGACGCUUUAAGAUAACCGCCUCUUCAAUAUAACCCCAUUCAUGGUACAAACACGAAAACCAAUUUCAUGUUUAAAUUCCCCAUCAUUUAUAUUUACAGUUUGCAAUUUAUUCAUCUCUCUAGAAAUAUAAGCAAAAAGAUUCAAGAAACUUUAUAUUGUGUUUCAAAGAGUGAUGCUUUGUACAAAUUUUUUUUGGAAAAAUAUAAAAAAAGUUUGAUGUGUAAUGUUUAUCAUAAAAACAAUAAAAAUAACCUAUGGAUACACAAAUGCACCUAA
Actinia tenebrosa (Australian red waratah sea anemone) is the source of this 2504-nucleotide messenger RNA. RefSeq names its product G protein-coupled receptor 22-like. Gene Ontology annotation, cellular component: membrane. NCBI's taxonomy places the organism in Eukaryota, Metazoa, Cnidaria, Anthozoa, Actiniaria, Actiniidae. Gene Ontology annotation, molecular function: G protein-coupled receptor activity. The record is from RefSeq and is a predicted model, not a curated record. Gene Ontology annotation, biological process: G protein-coupled receptor signaling pathway.